Patiria miniata (bat star) is the source of this 1138-nucleotide messenger RNA. RefSeq names its product 60S ribosomal protein L7-like (gene rpl7). Gene Ontology annotation, cellular component: cytosolic large ribosomal subunit. The record is from RefSeq and is a predicted model, not a curated record. Lineage: Eukaryota; Metazoa; Echinodermata; Asteroidea; Valvatida; Asterinidae. Bases 87 to 827 code for a protein of 246 amino acids. The transcript has 6 exons. Gene Ontology annotation, biological process: maturation of LSU-rRNA from tricistronic rRNA transcript (SSU-rRNA, 5.8S rRNA, LSU-rRNA). Gene Ontology annotation, molecular function: structural constituent of ribosome; RNA binding.
UUUUGCGCCCUUUAAAUCAUGAAUAUUCAUCAACAGUGACCUAUCGAAAAAUCCCGGAUGUUGAGUCCUCUUUCCACACGGGCAAAAUGGCGGACGGUGUUCCAGCAAAGCUGCCCACGCAACCCGAGACCCUCUUGAAAAAGAGGAAGAAGGCUCAAACUGAAAAAGCACGACGUGCUCAGGUCCGGCUUCUCAAAAAGAAGAGAAAUGCCACCAAAAGGAAGACGAUCUUCAAGCGUGCGGAGCAGUACGUCAUGGAUUACAAGCGAAAGGAACGUGACAUCAUCAGACUGAAGCGUGUCGCCAGGAAGCAUAACAACUUCUACGUGCCUGACGAACCCAAGCUUGGCUUCAUCAUUAGGAUCCGUGGUAUCAACGGUGUCAGCCCCAGGGUGCGCAAGAUCCUCCAACUCCUGCGUCUUCGUCAGAUCCACAACGGUUCCUUCAUCCGUCUGAACAAGGCCACUAUCCAGAUGCUGAGACUGGUGGAACCCUACAUUGCAUGGGGGUACCCUAACUUGAAGUCGGUGCGGGAGCUUAUCUACAAGCGGGGGUUCGGCAAGGUCCAAAUAAGACGCGUCCCCAUCACCUCCAACGAGAUCAUUGAGCAGUCGCUAGGCAAGUACGGCAUCAUCUGCAUCGAGGAUCUGAUCCACGAGAUCUUCACCGUCGGACCCAACUUCAAGCAGGCCAACAACUUCCUCUGGCCGUUCAAGCUCAGCAGCCCCCGCGGUGGCUACAAGAAGAAGGGCAACCACUUCGUCGAGGGUGGUGACUAUGGCAACCGGGAGGACAAGAUCAACGAGUUCAUCCGUAAAAUGAACUAAGCUCCGCCCACUUUCCCAACAAUUCCCCACAAAAUCCAAUAAGACCUUUCAUUGUGGAGUAAGUUAAAAACAUGGCACACCACUCAGUAAUUUUUUUGUCUGUUCUGAAUUUGAAGCCUUUUCAUUGAUGUACACGCUCCUGAAUUUGUAAAUCGCAUUUGAUGGCAUUUACUUUUUUCAGAGACGCAGUUGUCGAGCCGGAAAACCCUCAGAAAUGCAAAAGAAACAAUGUGUAAGCCAAAUGAUUCUGUGUAAUCGUUUUCCCUUACCAUAAAGAUGGGAGAAAAUAAAAGUAACACUUCUAAUUUAAA